AUGUGGGCUCUGCGGGCCUUGGUCAUCACGUUGAGCAUCCAAGCAGGAACACUUGACCUGGUAGAAACACCUCCAGGGGUGAGCAGUCUCCCCGUUGCUGUGCCCAAUGUGAACACCCUUCCUCUUAACCUGCCAGCACCACCACACCUCAAAGGUUCCACCAACAAGCAAGGCUCGCCUUCCAAAAAGCAUCCAGCUGCCUCCAAGGGUGGCAAGUGUGCGCCUGCAGCCAGAUACUUCCUCUCCAGUGGCAAACUCCAUGACUAUCUCAUGAACAAGCUGCCCCCACAGAUUGAGGACAUUGUGAAGUGUGAUGACGUUAAUAUGGCAGGCGUGCUCGGGACACUGUUAGCCACACUGGACAACUCUGACCUGCUCUCACUCUUAGAUCCCACUUCCCUCCUGAAAGGGGCAGGUGGUCUUGGCCUAGAUGGUCUCCUAGGCAAAGGCAAAGAAGGGAAUGAGGAUUCCUCAAAGCCCUCUUCAGGGUCCAAGGCCACUGGAGGGCUCGCCCAGCUACUCCCAGGGGGCAGUGGUGGCCUGGACAGCUUACUGAAUCUUGGGGGAGACAAGGGCUCUGGGAAAGGUCUCCUGAAGGGAGAGGGACUCUCCAGUAUCGGGAAGCCUCUGCAUGACAUGGUUGAAAAUGUAGACAAUAUAAAAGACUCUGUCGAGGCCAAGGUGAAGGAAAUGCUCCCCAGUGACCUCAAAGACCCAGUUUCAGAUCUACUCAACAUAAACAUCAAAGAGCUUUUGCUUGAAUUAGAGGUGGAUGAAGUAACAGUGGACAGCACGGACAUAACCAUGGCAGCUGAUGAGAUCCACGUCCACUCCACAGUCACUGCCACCAUAGGCGGAAAAGGAGCACUUGGACCUGUCGUCAGUGCACUGCAAUUUGAAUCCAUCCUGGAAGUGACAAUGAAAAUUGCUGUUUCCUCCAACAACACUCAGUGUGUCAACCUUGACAUCCAAGACACCCACAUCCAGGUCAACGAAAUGCACAUUCAGUUAAUUGAGACAGUCACAGGAACUGUGCCUCUCCCCAUACCACUGCCAUUGAAUGAUGUUGUCCCAAUAGUGCUCUCAGCAGAGAUGAAUGAGAACCUGGAGAAAUCCAACUCCUGUGCCAUUGUUCUCAAGGACUUUAAUAACUGCAAGAAUGCUACCGGCUUAUUCAAGUACAAGGUUCAAGGUGCCAGGAUUUCUCCCAAAGGACUUUCCAUCCUCUACUGUGUUGGAGCCAAUUUUGGCAAAAGAACAGUACCAGUGAUUGGAGGUCGGCUGCCUCAAGAUCCCAAAAAUGCCACCAUUUCUGUAACAAUGUCCAAUUCAAUGUUGAAGAUACUGUUAAUAUAUGUGGCCAAGCAGAGCUCUGUCAAGAUGAAUGACCUCGAGGCCAACAUCACCAAAAUAACCUACGCCUUCCAGAAAGACAAGCACCUCAGAGUUUCCUAUGAGGUUGCAAUAACAAAGGAUAGUGGAGACUAUGCCACUGGGAAAACGCAAUUAAUCAUCUCCCAUGACAGCAAGAUUUCAAAAACCAAAUUGGUACCAAGCAUCAAAGUCACAAGUUCUGACCACAGAGUGGAGCCCCCUGAGGCUAAGGAAGAGGCUGAAGGCAUUUUGUCUGAAGUCAUGAAGAAGGCCUGGUCUGGUUUCAAUGAACUGUAUAAACAGAUGAAUAUUCCAGAAGGAGUGUCUUCAUUUGCAUUAAUGAAUGCCAAUGUCAAACCACUGAAAUUGGCCCAAUAUUGGGAGUAUGUCCCACAAUCCAGGUCCCGUCCAGAAUCCAUGAGCCCCAACAAGCCUAGAUUAGAGGUGGAUGAAGUAACAGUGGACAGCACGGACAUAACCAUGGCAGCUGAUGAGAUCCACGUCCACUCCACAGUCACUGCCACCAUAGGCAGAAAAGGAGCACUUGGACCUGUCGUCAGUGCACUGCAAUUUGAAUCCAUCCUGGAAGUGACAAUGAAAAUUGCUAUUUCCUCCAACAACACUCAGUGUGUCAACCUUGACAUCCAAGACACCCACAUCCAGAUGAAUGACCUGGAGGCCAACAUCACCAAAAUAACCUACGCCUUCCAGAAAGACAAACACCUCAGAGUUUCCUAUGAGGUUGCAGUAACUAAGGAUAGUGAGGACUAUGCCACUUGGAAAACACAAUUGAUCAUGGCCUAUGACUGCGAGAUUUCAAACACUAAACUGGAAACAAACAUCAAACUCAUAAGGUGUCAGCCAUAG
Molecule: messenger RNA, 2241 nt
Organism: Phodopus roborovskii (desert hamster)
Lineage: Eukaryota; Metazoa; Chordata; Mammalia; Rodentia; Cricetidae
Product: vomeromodulin-like
Exons: 19
Coding region: 1-2241 (746 amino acids)
Biological process (GO): sensory perception of smell
Source: RefSeq, a predicted model, not a curated record